Messenger RNA from Sclerotinia sclerotiorum 1980 UF-70, 1950 nucleotides. RefSeq lists its product as hypothetical. The coding region runs from base 1 to 1950 and encodes 649 amino acids. Gene Ontology annotation, molecular function: phosphatidylinositol binding; ubiquitin binding. Gene Ontology annotation, biological process: protein transport to vacuole involved in ubiquitin-dependent protein catabolic process via the multivesicular body sorting pathway. The transcript is spliced from 6 exons. Gene Ontology annotation, cellular component: ESCRT-0 complex. Lineage: Eukaryota; Fungi; Ascomycota; Leotiomycetes; Helotiales; Sclerotiniaceae. The record is from RefSeq and is a predicted model, not a curated record.
AUGUUUCGCGCUCAACAAAAUGCCUUCGACGAGGUCGUUGCCAAGGCGACCGACGAGAACCUCACUUCGGAGAAUUGGGAAUAUAUUAUGGAUGUUUGCGACAAGGUAUCCGGAGAAGACAGCGGUGCCAAAGAUGCCGUGGCAAGCAUGAUAAAGAGGUUGGCGCAUCGAAACGCCAACGUUCAAUUAUAUACUUUAGAGCUCGCCAACGCUUUAAGUCAAAAUUGCGGAGCGAAGAUGCACAGAGAGUUGGCUUCAAGGGCGUUUACUGAUGCACUAUUAAGACUGGCAAACGAUAGAAACACGCAUCAACAAGUGAAAGGGAAGAUCCUUGAGCGAAUGGCAGAGUGGGCAGAAAUGUUCAAAGACCCUGAUUUAGGAAUUAUGAAUGAUCAAUACCAUCGACUGAAGAGCCAGAAUCCUAACUUGCACCCACCAUCCGCGCCAUCAAAGAGUCGACUUACAGAUUUGGAUCGUCAGAAGGAAGAAGAAGAAUUACAAAUGGCAUUAAAAUUAUCUAUCCAGGAUAAAAGUAGUCAACCAAAACCUUCCCAACCAUCCAGUUCAUCCGCAGACCCGGCUCAAUCGCAACAAGAUGCACAGCCACAACAAGUACCAUCUGGGACAACGGCCGCUACUGUCUCUCGAGUUAGAGCACUUCACAAUUUCCAACCCACAGAUGCGGAUGAAUUACAAUUUAGAAAGGGCGAUAUCAUUACAGUUAUAGGAUCAGUAUAUAAAGAUUGGUGGAGGGGCUCCCUGAGAGGGAAGACUGGUAUUUUCCCGCUGAAUUAUGUUGAAAAGUUGGUGGAUCCCACACCGGAAGAACUACAACGGGAAGCGCAAAUGGAGGCCGAGGUUUUUGCAGAGAUUAAGAAUGUGGAGAAGUUACUUACAUUAUUGAGUACUUCAACAUCUCAAUUAGAUGCUCGUGAUAAUGAGGAAAUCACAAAACUUUACCAUUCUACUCUCGCAAUUAGGCCAAAACUUAUUGAGCUAAUCGGAAAAUACUCCCAGAAAAAAGAUGAUUUUACACAAUUGAAUGAGAGAUUCAUUAAAUCAUGUCGCGACUACGAGAAUUUGCUAGAUGCCUCUAUGACCCAGGCACAAUCUUAUCACUAUGGUCGACCUGGGCAUGCACCACAAGGUCCACAAGGUUAUGGAUAUCCUCCUCAGGCAGCAAGACCACAACAGGAACCACAGAGAUAUUAUACACCAUCUCAACAACAAGAGCCACCAUACCAACAACCAACUUCACCUAGUGGUUAUGCUCCUCCACGAAAUGGACCGGCACCUUUUUAUGUUGUUGCUCCAGGUCAGCAGCAACCCCUACAAGCCGAUGGUCGUCAACCAUAUCCAGGUCAACAGCCUCAACAAUCAGAGAGUCAACAGCCAUAUCCCCAAAGAGAUCCUACUCCUCGGAUUCCAUCAGGCUCACAACCUCCGCCACUUCAAACCAAUAGUCCUUCUCCAACUCAAUACCCAACACAACAACCACAAACAGGUCAUCGCCCACAAAGCACAUAUUCUAAUCCACAAGAACUAGCAACAUCUGUCUACGAUUCUCCAGUUCAACAACAAAAUCCUCAUCAAUACACUACAUACACUGAAACUGACCCUUACGCGGCCACUCCCGCAACAACCCAACCCCCACAACAAUAUAAUGCAUACAAACCACCUCAACAACCAUCUCAACCUUCUCAACCUGCAUAUGAACCCCCGGCUCCUCCAAAUGAAAUCCCUAGUCCAGUUCAAAGUUCACCGUAUCCAGGUUUAGGUGAUGCAAGAACGACAUUACCUAGCCAAGGACAAUAUAAGGCUUAUCAGAGACCUGAUAGUAGUGAUAGUAAUCAGGGGAUGAGUGGUCAAGGAUUAAAUAAUGCUCCAAGUGCACCUCCUACUGGUGCAUCAAAUCCUGCGGAUUUUUAUAGACAGAAUACUGCAUAUUAG